This is a messenger RNA of Suillus clintonianus, 991 nucleotides long. Its product is annotated as FAR-17a/AIG1-like protein. The transcript is spliced from 5 exons. NCBI's taxonomy places the organism in Eukaryota, Fungi, Basidiomycota, Agaricomycetes, Boletales, Suillaceae. Gene Ontology annotation, cellular component: endomembrane system; membrane. The coding region runs from base 156 to 830 and encodes 224 amino acids. The record is from RefSeq and is a predicted model, not a curated record.
CGGGUGCACUAUCAUAUAUCAUACGAUGGGCCUGAGUCUCGACUACUUGGCAGAGCUUCAUUACAUAGUUAACUUGGAUCAUUCAGACACCACGAGCGGCUAGCCUGCUCUUCCUUUGACUUGCACAAGCAGAUUCUUAUCCUCUCAUCAACAUCAUGCCUCGCCCCGAAGCGUUGUUUUUGCAUGGAGCGGCUGCGGGUGUGAUGGCUUAUGGCUUUCUUAGCCUCAAAACACUCCCCGUGGAUGCCUGGAUCCGAACGCAGAAAGGAGGGCACUUCCAGUUUCUGACUAUACAAGGGCUGGCCGCCGCUUGGUUCACCAUGGUGCUAAGCCUUGGCUGCGACUUGCUGCCUUCAUUCGCCGCCCUUCGCGCAGCCAAGCGUGCUUCCCUAAUGAUAGCUCUCCCUCUCACAUUUGUGAUAUCUGCGGUGUACUGGUCACUCUUGUUGUUUUUCCCAUCGUUGAUUCUACAGCGCGAACUGCCGGGACUAUCUGGGCCCUCUUCUUCGUCGGCUCCCCCUGCAUUGAUGCGGAUUCCUCUCGACAUAGAUGUCUCUCUACAUCUCGUUCCUGUCUUCACCCUCCUUGCAGACUUUAUUUUCUUCGAGAAGAAAUAUACCAAAAAGCAAGUUCAAAUCGGUGCACCUCUCGUCGUCCUCGCCUGCGGGACAUGGUAUGCCUGCUGGGUAGAAUAUUGCGCUAGUUAUAACCAUACAUUCCCAUACCCUUUCCUGACGGAGAACCCAUUUAAUAUCCGCGUUGGCAUUUAUACAUUCGUGUCCUUCCUUGCUUGGAGCUGUUUCCGUCUCAUGAACGCGCUCCAUGCUUAGAGGGCUAUAUCAUCCUUAUACCAUCUAUACCUUCGUAUUUAGCUGGGUGUUAAAAACAGGACGUCAAGUUUCAGCAUAACUUAUAGGUAGAGCUCAGAUCAGUAGAUAUUAUUCGAUCGUCGCCAUGUGCGCGCUCCACUCGAGCCCCUUUGAUUUUCCAC